Messenger RNA from Erinaceus europaeus (western European hedgehog), 2311 nucleotides. It is a transcript of the gene SLC29A1, whose product is annotated as solute carrier family 29 member 1 (Augustine blood group). Gene Ontology annotation, cellular component: plasma membrane. Bases 305 to 1678 code for a protein of 457 amino acids. The record is from RefSeq and is a predicted model, not a curated record. Gene Ontology annotation, biological process: nucleoside transmembrane transport; uridine transmembrane transport. The transcript is spliced from 14 exons. NCBI's taxonomy places the organism in Eukaryota, Metazoa, Chordata, Mammalia, Eulipotyphla, Erinaceidae. Gene Ontology annotation, molecular function: nucleoside transmembrane transporter activity.
GGAGCCUGCGGGCGGCUCAGCACGUGGCGCGCACUAGCUUGGGGGACCUACUGGGACCCGGCCGCAAGCGGGGCGGGGGCGACCCGGCUUUUCUGGCCUGAAACUGGAGGGCGCCGAGCUGACCUCCGUCCGGGGCGGGGGAAGAGGAGCCCAUGGCCAAGACCCGCAGCCCAAGCCUAAGCUAGGACCACAUCCCGGGGUCAGCCCAGGACACCUGGAACUGACCCACCUGAUAACAAGUUUGGGUCUGAAGGACUCAGAGGCCUGCAGCUGCCAAUCAGGAGAAACCAAGACCAACGUCACCAUGACAACCAGUAAUCAACCACAGGACAGGUACAAAGCCGUCUGGCUGAUCUUCUUCAUGCUGGGACUGGGAACACUGCUCCCCUGGAAUUUUUUUAUGACAGCCACUAUGUAUUUCACAAACCGCCUGGACAUGUCCCAGAAUGUGUCCUCGGUCACUGCUGAAGUGAGCAGGAACACCACCGAGGCCUCCGUCACCCCUGCUGCACCCUCUCCAGGGAGGAACUCUCUCAGCACCAUCUUCAACAAUGUUAUGACCCUGUGCGCCAUGCUGCCCUUGCUGCUCUUCACUUGCCUGAACUCCUUCCUACAUCAGAGGAUCCCCCAGGUAGUUCGGAUCCUGGGCAGCCUCGUGGCCAUCUUUCUGGUGUUCCUGGUCACUGCCAUCCUGGUGAAAGUGCAGAUGGAUGCUCUACCCUUCUUCGUCAUCACCAUGAUUAAGAUUAUGCUCAUUAAUUCAUUCGGCGCCAUCCUGCAGGGCAGCCUGUUUGGCCUGGCUGGCCUCCUGCCUGCCAGUUACACAGCUCCCAUCAUGAGCGGCCAGGGUCUAGCAGGCUUCUUCGCCUCCGUGGCCAUGAUCUGUGCCAUUGCCAGUGGGUCUGAACUCUCGACCAGUGCGUUCGGCUAUUUCAUCACAGCCUGUGCAGUUAUUGUCCUGACCAUCGUCUGCUACUUGUGCCUGCCCCAACUGGAAUUCUAUCGCUUCUACAAGCAGAUGAAGCUUGAAGGGCCUGGGGAGCAGGAGACCAAGCUGGACCUCAUCAGUAAAGGAGAGGAGGCAAAACCAAGCAAAGAAGAGUCCAGAACUUCAGCCCCCAAUUCUCAGCCCACCAAUAAAAGCCACUCUAUCCUCGCCAUCCUCAAGAGUAUCUUAGUCCCAGCUCUCUCUGUCUGCUUCGUCUUCACCAUUACCAUCGGGAUAUUUCCUGCUGUGACAGCCGAGGUCAAGCCCAGCAUUGGACUCAACAGUGCCUGGAAACACUACUUCAUUCCUGUGUCCUGUUUCUUAAAUUUCAAUAUCUUUGACUGGCUGGGCCGGAGCCUCACAGCUGUAUGCAUGUGGCCUGGGAAGGACAGCCUCUGGCUGCCCAGCCUGGUACUGGCCCGGGUCGUGUUUGUGCCCCUGCUGCUGCUGUGCAACGUCCACCCUCGCUACUACCUGAACGUGGUCUUCAAGCAUGAUGCCUGGUUCAUCUUCUUCAUGGCCACCUUUGCCUUCUCCAAUGGCUACCUCGCCAGUCUCUGCAUGUGCUACGGGCCCAAGAAAGUGAAGCCCACAGAGGCAGAGACAGCUGGAGCCAUCAUGGCUUUCUUUCUGUCUCUGGGCCUGGCACUAGGAGCUGUCUUCUCCUUCCUGUUCCGGGCAAUUGUGUGACAGUGGAUGGACCCGAGGACAGUGUUGACUGCCGGCUCCUGCCCCUUUCUCAUCCUUGCAGGGAUGGCCAGGGGUGGACUGAAGGCAGUCUCUUCUAGCAACUUCUGCUUUCCUCACUGUCUCUGUGGACAUAGGUACCCAGGCCAGGUUGAAUAGUGGGGACAAAGUGGGCUGGAGUAUCUGAGUCCAGGGGUGGGGCUUAAUCCACUCCAGUCCCUCCACGCUUACCUCUGACUACAAUUUGACCAGGGCACAGUAGGCUCAGGGUCUUAGAGUGGGUCUGUGUGUGGUGUGUAUGUGAAUAUGUGUGUCUGUACUAGAGAUGGCUAAAGGGCAGCAACUAUCUGUUCUAAGGUCCCAUCUGAUAUCCCCACCCCCUUUCUCUGCUUGUACUUCCUCCUCCCACCUCUCCAUGUCCCUCCCCUAUUCCCCCUGCCUUGUUCCUACCCCAUUGUUUCUCGCCAUCGUAUGCUCUGUACAAUUGCCAUUUCACUGCCUUUUUAAAAAAAAAAAAAAAUAUAUAUAUAUAUAUAUAUAUACACACACACACAUACAUAUAUAUAUAUAUACUCACUCAACAGAAACCAGGUGCCUUCAGAGGCUGACAAAAUAAAGCAUUUUUUUUUCCUCCUA